UCCAGGCAGGAACAUCCCAUUGGUAUAGAAAAGAUAGGGAGCCACCCCUGGGCGCGGCCUGCAGGGGGCAGGUGAUCUCCAGAAAAGCAGGGGCAGGAGAAGCAGGAGCCGGUGCGGGUUCAGCAGCCGUCCACAGCCGCGGGAGCCUCGCUGCGCCUCCGCCUGGUGCGCCCCUCUCGGCCCGUGGACCCCGCGCUGCGCUCUGCCACUGACAUGUGUGCCGCCGGGAUGCCGCUCCUGUCGCACAUCUUCCGAGGGACGUUCGUCCACUCCACCUGGACCUGCCCCAUGGAGGUGCUGCGGGAUCACCUCCUGGGAGUGAGCGACAGCGGCAAAAUAGUGUUUUUAGAAGAAGCAUCUCAACAAGAAAAGCUGGCCAAAGAAUGGGGUUUCAAGCCAUGUGAGAUAAGAGAACUGAGCCAACAUGAGUUCUUCAUGCCUGGGCUGGUUGAUACACACAUCCAUGCCGCUCAGUAUUCCUUUGCUGGGAGUAACGUAGACCUGCCGCUUCUGCAGUGGCUGGCCAAGUACACGUUUCCUACAGAACUCAAGUUCCAGAACUUGGACUUUGCUGAAGAAGUAUAUACUAGAGUUGUCAGGAGAACACUGAAGAAUGGAACAACCACAGCUUGUUACUUUACAACAAUUUACACUGACUCAUCCCUGCUCCUUGCGGAAAUUACAGAUAAAUUUGGGCAGCGGGCAUUUGUGGGCAAAGUCUGCAUGGAUAUGAAUGACACAGUUCCAGAAUACAAGGAAACCACUGAGGAAUCAAUCAAGGAAACAGAGAGAUUCGUGUCAGAAAUGCUCCAAAGGAACUAUUCUAGGGUGAAGCCCAUAGUGACACCACGCUUUGCCCUUUCCUGCUCUGAGACGAUGCUGGCCGAUCUUGGAAACAUCGCGAAGACCCGCGAUUUGCACAUUCAGAGCCAUAUAAGUGAAAAUCUUGAUGAAGUUGAAGCUGUGAAACAGUUAUUCCCCAGUUAUAAAAACUAUACAGAUGUGUAUGAUAAAAACAAUCUUCUAACAAAUAAGACAGUGAUGGCACAUGGCUGCUACCUUUCCGCAGAAGAACUGGAUGUUUUCAGGGAACGAGGAGCAUCGAUCGCACAUUGUCCCAAUUCUAACUUAUCGCUCAGCAGCGGCUUACUCAAUGUGCUAGAAGUGCUGAAACAUGAAGUGAAAAUAGGGCUGGGCACAGAUGUGGCUGGUGGUUAUUCACCUUCCAUACUUGAUGCAAUCAGAAGAACAGUGAUGGUUUCCAAUAACCUUUCGUUUACUAAGAUAAAUGAGAGAAGCCUCACCCUCAAAGAGGUAUUCAGACUAGCGACUCUCGGAGGCAGCCAAGCCCUGGGGCUUGACAGAGAAAUUGGAAACUUUGAAGUGGGCAAGGAAUUUGAUGCCCUCUUGAUCAACCCCAAAGCAUCUGAUUCUCCCAUUGACCUGUUUUCCGGGGAUUUUGUUGGUGACGCUUUUAUCCAGAAGUUUCUCUAUCUAGGAGAUGACCGAAAUAUUGAGGAGGUUUAUGUGGGCGGAAAGCAGGUGGUUCCCUUUUCAAGCUCAGUCUAAGACCCUUGGCGUCUCCAAGUUCUCCUGGAUAGCGUGGUUCUGCGCCCCCUUAUGCCCAGGCAGAGUUAGAACGUCAAAAAAUAGUACCUUGUUCUUAGGAUGACUGUCUCUUUGUAUACUUACUUACAGUGCUCACUUGACAAAUCGAAGGAAGUUGCGCUAAUUCUCAACUCUCUUGUUGGGAGGAUUCAAAAUGUAUCCCUUCUGAGCUGUUCAGAUUUACUUUAAGCUUAAAUAUAAGAGAAUGUUAUGACUAGUGGUGUUCUUGUUAUGAGAUUUAAGUAAAAUCUACCUAAUAUUUGGAAAUGUGAAGAGGAAAGAUAUUCCUGUGAGGUUUGAUAUUUUGAGCUAGUAAAUGUGAAAAUUGGAUAUGGAAAAUAAACCAGUGAAUAUAUUUUUGAGGGAGAAAAAGACUACAAACAUUGGAAAAUCAUUUUCAGAUUGCUCGACAAUUAUAUACUGAGCUUACUCAUUUAAAAAGAGAACUCACUGAGAUGUGAACGUGUUUCUAGGUUGACUUUGUGUUCUGGAAAUUUGCACUUAAUGGGAUUUGCAUUUCAGAGACUUGUUAUUGUUGUGCUUUGCCUUCUUUGGGGAUGAAUUGUCAGAAAUUGAAUGCCACGUGCUUUCUUCAUAUAGUUCUGUGCUUCAAAAUGUUUGACAGAAGUUGGGUAGUAAAGAUUUAAAGUCUCUUAGGAAUAGUAUUCACAUAACUGCGUGGCAUAAAUAGUUGUAUUUUUGUGUCCUUUAAGUCACCUCAAUGUAUGACUGGGUGAUGCUGUUACUGCUUCAGUUUUAUUAGAAGAGAAACAAAUUCCACACUCCGCUGUUGGGUAGACUGAAGUCUUCAUAAAUUGGGGACAAGUGCUGGGCACUCACAAGCUGUUAAUACUGAAAGGAAGGGUUUCAUUGCAAUGACCUCGUCUCCCCAAGGACUAUGCCAGUGAUGGCGAACCUAUGACAUGCGUGUCAGAGGUGACACACGAACUCAUUUUUUUGGUUGAUUUUUCUUUGUUAAAUGGCAUUCAAAUAUAUAACAUAAAUAUAAAAAAUAUAAGUCUUUGUUUUACUAUGGUUGCAAAUAUCAAAAAAUUUCUAUAUGUGACACGGCACCAGAGUUAAGUUAGGGCUUUUCAAAAUGCUGACAUGCUGAGCUCAAAAGGUUCGCCAUCACUGGACUAUGCCAUAGCCAUUGGCAAUUUCAUACUCGGAUCAAUCUGUUAGAACUUUUAAAUGAAGGCAAAUCCUAUUAAAAGAAAUAUUAAAACUCUAAACCUUGCAUAUCGCAAGCACUCUAUUUUCCAAAUUUUAUCCUAUUGUAGUUUUAAUUCCUAAGAAUUUUAGGACAUUGGAAUUUUAGUAUAAUGAAAAAUAUGUAGACAUCCCACAUAAUGUUUAUAUUAAUAGGACAUAAUCUGUACCAGACAUCUAAGAAGAUUAAGCAAAGCAAAGAGUAUUUUUCUGCCUCCUAACUAAUUAGUGUACUGUCCCAUAACCUAGAAUUAAAAGCAAAUUACGACUAUGAGAAAUCCUUUACAAGUAUUGAUGUGAAUGCUAUUUAAAUACUAUAUUUUUCUCCUUUAAUUUCAAAUAAUAUAAACUAACAAUGAAAAGGGGUAGGUUUUCUUAAUAUUUCAUAGCACUUAUUAAUACCUUAUAAUAGAGAACUUUAUGCUACAGAGCUAACUCCAUAUAUAGAGAGCUAAGGACAAAAUUCCCCCUCUUGCAUAUAAUUUUGUUCUCAUAUAAUCAUGCUUAUUCAGCAGUAAUUUGCCCAGUUAUUGUUGUUGUUUUUCCUUUGUGGAAGCACUUUUAGAGUUGACAAAUAUUUAGUUUGAUUUUUUUCAAUGACAGAUUUUUUUUUUAGGAUAUUAAAUAACUCAGUAAAUCUAAUUUCUAGUCUCAAUAGCUGUAUUUCCAGAAUUCCUGCGCCAUGUCAAAGAUGGCCCACCAGACUUCUCCCCAUUUCUCUGCAGUGCCGGCAUGAGUUUUCUGCUCUAUCUCUUAAUCCGUGCCACAGGAACCCAAUUACCUGGUGUUUGACCCACGUGAGUGGGCUUAAGAAUUUGGACGAGCUGUUCAAGGUUCACGAACAGGCAGCAGCUGUCCCCAGCCUUUGCAAGAUCCUAUACUUUUCCCUUCCUCAAGGGUGUACAGUUUGAGGUUGAACAUCAGUUUUCAUUUAGAUUUAGGAUUCAUAUGCAGUAAGUAUAAAUAAGUGUAGUGUCAGAAGCAGGAAGAACGGCCAUAGACCAGCACUUUGUCAAAUGUUAAAUUUAGCCCUGAUAGUAUGUUAAGACCUGAAUAUCUUGUCUAAUAAAUAUAGAAUGUCUUGAAAUGUGACACGUGCUUUGAUCUUCCUACACCGCCUAGAACUUGUGUGCUUCAUCCUCCAAGUGCCGCGUUCCUGAAUGGUGCGUAUGCUCUUUGCAGUACUUCGGGCCUUAGCCAUACAUGGGCCCAGAUGUUCUGCACUUUGAAAUGUGGCCUUUGCUUAAUGUGGGUUGACUUGCUGAAUUGGGGGGAGACAGUACCCCCAGCCAAUUCUGUUUUUUGUUUUGUGUUUAAAUAUUUUGCUUUCUAACAGGAAAGAAUUAACACUUCUAAUCAGCCCCCUCACUUCACCCUACACUCUUUUGCCUCAGGUUUUGUGGUGUUUUUAAUGGAGUACCCGUUAAGAGGCCAAAACAUUUCCAGUAGGAUUGACUGCCAUACAUUUAAAAGAAUAUGUUUGCAAUUAGAACACAAAAGCAGGCUAAUCAGCUAAGAUGAAUUUAAUUUUCAAAAGAGAGUGAGCCCUAACUGGUUUGGCUCAGUGGAUAGAGCAUCGGCCUGCAGACUCAAGGGUCCCAGGUUCGAUUCCGGCCAAGGGCAUGUACCUUGGUUGUGGGCACAUCCCCAGUAGGGGGUGUGCAGGAGGCAGCUGAUGGAUGUUUCUCUCUCAUCAGUGUUUCUAACUCUCUAUCCUUCUCCCCUCCUCUCUGUAAAAAAUCAUUAAAAUAUAUCAAAAGAGAGUGAAACGUGGAGGAGGGCGCGAGAGGUUGUCCUAGUCUUUGUGAACUGAGGCCGAGGAGGCUCAGCUCUCAUUUAUUCUCCCAGCUUUUUCUCUGAUUCAAUUGUCAAAGGUUCGAGAAUCUCGGAGGAUAUCUCGGAACAAGCUCCCUUCAUGGCAGCAGGAGGUCUUUCUAAAUUGAUACCAUAAGCAUCAAACCCCAUUGACUCUGUUUUACUGCCGUGAGAGUUCUGCACAGUUAAGAAAGGAAGGCGGUAGGGAAACACUCCUGCGUGCUUUGCAGAUGUUGAAGUGUGGCUUCAAUAUCCCUGUUGGCAGCUAGAGCCGAGACGUCAGAGAGGAAACAAGGGGUGUGAGGUCCAGGAACGUAUUUUGAAUCUCCACUCCUUUCCAAAUUCUUCCUAUUUUGAAUCGUUUCAUCUCAGAAGCAGACAGAUGGGAAGCCUGAAGGGCAAGCUGGGAGGCACGUGGGAUCCGGUCUAUCUUCCACAUGGAAGAGAUGCAGCAUCAGGUGCUCCUGUAGCCUGUUGGACACCGUGUCAUUGUUGUCCAAGUUUUAAAGCUGCUGGUGAGGCCAGAAACGUGCACAUGUUUAAUAAGAGUGUUCCGAGUCGUGAAAAGGUGGACUAAUAAAUGUGGCAUGUCCAAAGUCUUGACAUAAGUUUUAAAUGGCGUGCAUCAUUGUGAAAAUUUUUUCCCCUGAAGGCUUACAGGAGACAUUUGCAGUUUCCAAUUGAUCUAGCCAUUUUAGGUGUGACUUUGAACCCUGACACACUUUAAUGCCUCUACAGGAAAAUCAUGGAAAGAGGCGCACAAAUGAAUAGACACUCUUAGGAAACCCUGGCAUUGGUCCCCAAGCGUGUUUUCAUGCCCAGGCCCUCCUCCCUUUUUCUCCCACAGCCCCGAGUGUGUGGGGGGAAGCACUGAGGGGUUAGUUCUGGUCCAGAUUUAGUGAAAUGCAAACGCUGAACAGAGUAAUGAUGAAGCUAAAUAUAUAUAAAUCCCAAGGUGGCUUUCACCGUCCUUGGGGGUCAAGAGACUGAGUACCGGUGUUAUAUGGCAGUAAUUACCUGUCCAUUUCCUCCUCAAAAGCCUGUCAGAAAGCGUUCUUUAUUGAAAACCACUUCACAUUGUUGUCAAACUCCUGAUCGCUGCUCUGAAGAAUAAAUAUCUAUAUGUAUGUAUUCAUGGGGACGUUUUCCUCAAAAUUUGUGUGGUUUGCUUAUUGUUUAUGUGCAGGGUGAGCUCCUUUGUGCUUUAGAAAAAAAUAAAUGCGAUUUUGUGUUUACAUUA
Molecule: messenger RNA, 5875 nt
Organism: Myotis daubentonii (Daubenton's bat)
Lineage: Eukaryota; Metazoa; Chordata; Mammalia; Chiroptera; Vespertilionidae
Gene: GDA
Product: guanine deaminase
Biological process (GO): guanine catabolic process
Cellular component (GO): cytosol
Molecular function (GO): guanine deaminase activity; zinc ion binding
Source: RefSeq, a predicted model, not a curated record